This is a messenger RNA of Penicillium cosmopolitanum, 1599 nucleotides long. RefSeq lists its product as uncharacterized. NCBI's taxonomy places the organism in Eukaryota, Fungi, Ascomycota, Eurotiomycetes, Eurotiales, Aspergillaceae. Gene Ontology annotation, molecular function: oxidoreductase activity. The coding region runs from base 1 to 1599 and encodes 532 amino acids. The record is from RefSeq and is a predicted model, not a curated record. The transcript is spliced from 5 exons.
AUGGACACUCCAUUCUACGAGCGACUGCCUGGCGAAGUGACGAUCUUGCACUCAAUCCGCAGUCCGAAUCUGCCCGACCAAAAAGUUAAGUUCCCAGAUGGACAGGAGAAGCAGAUUGGAGCUGGGGCUACAGCCUUUUUCUCAGGCGCUCGGGCUUUCGCUCUUUUGAGCCCCGAUGAGCAGGAAUUUGCUCUGAAUACCACUGUCACAUAUGCGCCUCAGGCCUACGAAUAUAUCAGGCAGUGCAAGGCCUCUGAGGAUGGCCUUACUAUUCCCACUAUGGGACGUGAAGUGGCCGUUGAGAAAUUGUCGGAUUGGAGCUGGAAUAAAGUGGCUGAACACCCCAUGGUCUGGAGAAAUCCGCUAAACCCAGAAAGACCCUUCCUCCAAGUCCACGGCUGCUGCGUCUACAAACUCAGCACCCGAAACCCAACAACAGGAGAAAUCACGAUCAUGGACGACGUGAGACAAGUUCGAAACAAGAUCUACAGCAUGCAGCGCAAGAUCUAUGCAGCGGAGAAUAUCUACGCGCAUCGCUGGGAAGAGGGUGAUUUGGUCAUAUUCCAUAAUCGUGGUGUUAUGCAUAGUAUUACUGGACAGUUAGCUAAAUACAAGGAGGAAGAGGACAAGAGGAGAAUGCUUUGGCAGUGCACUAUGACGAGUACGAGUGCGCCGAAGCCAUUUCGGGAGUAUGAGGGAGUAAAUGAUACGGGUUACGAAAUGGCCAGUCAAACCCCGGACUUUUUCUUCGCUCCCACAUGGGACUACCCACCGCCGCCAACCGGGCCCAUUAAACUAGGCAAUCUGAUUACCUCGCUGCAGAAACCCGAGCAGCCCCUCUUUACUGCAGCAUUGCCGACCGAGUCUGGGAUAUUCUCAUCUGAUAAGAAGAAUGUCACCUUCUCCAGCGAGCGCAUGCGGGCGGGGAAAUUCGGAAUCCUCACCCAGUUUCUCUCGGUCCUUGGGUUUGGAAUUGAUCUCGAGGGAGGAUUAGAAAAAAGUGACGAGGAGAGCUUCCGCUUCGAGAGCCUCACCACCACGCAAUUUGUGCCUCGGCCCGCUUAUAUCCAGGAGGAAUGCAUCGAUGCAUCACCUGCGGUGCAGAGGUGGUUGGAGCGAUCUCGCUACAGGAAGCCGUUGUACCUCAUCGUUGGGUUGAAGGUUGUCCACGGGGCAAAGACGGGUCAUUCGCAGACAGGGCGGGGGAUCAGUGGUGAUAUCGGUGCCACAGUGGAUGGAACGGUGUGGAGCGGUGGUGUAGUUCCUGUAUCUGGGGGACCGAAGGUUGGGCUCACCCACUCGAGGAAGAAUGGUGUCCACUGGGAAGACGGUGGGGAUUUUGUCCUGGCGUUCCGCGUGAGGAAGAUAAAGGUGGCGAGGAAGACGAAUGAAGUGCGCGAGGCGGUGGAUUAUAAGCAGGGCGCUAUGCUGGGCAAUGAGCCUGAGGUAGUGGAAGGACCUAAGCCAAUUCUCAUUCUUGAGGAGGAAGAGUUGGUUGUUCACGAUGGCGAUGGAGAUUGGACAAGAAUGCAACUGGCAGAAGGGGACGAGCUGGUAACGGUCGGCGUGCCACAAUCAAGCGGUGCAGAAAAUCUUUAA